Spinacia oleracea (spinach) is the source of this 1721-nucleotide messenger RNA. RefSeq names its product proline transporter 2. The transcript is spliced from 8 exons. The record is from RefSeq and is a predicted model, not a curated record. NCBI's taxonomy places the organism in Eukaryota, Viridiplantae, Streptophyta, Magnoliopsida, Caryophyllales, Amaranthaceae. The coding region runs from base 211 to 1560 and encodes 449 amino acids.
GAGUUGUAUGUUUUUUUUAAAGACAAAAUAAGAUCGAGGAAGUCAAAAAAGGAAGUAGACAUGUAAAAUAACAGGAAAAAUGUCUUUACAAAAAUUAUGUUCUUGCAACUUGUUAAGUUCUUAUUUAAUCGUAGUAUAAAGAAGCAAUACGAGAAUAAAGUAAACAUUGUUUUUGAAGUACUAGGAAAAAUUAUUUGACAGUCGAAAUCAAUGGAGAAAGAAGGCAGAAUUAGAGAUCCAGAAGGUCUAAACAUAGAAACAAGCUCCAUAAUAAAAGAUGAUCAAAUAAAGCUAAAAGAGGAUCCAGCUUCAGCUCACACUAUUGGCAAUGAUUCAUGGCAGCAAGUUAGUUUGUUAAUGGUAACGACGUUCAAUUCUGGAUGGAUAAUGAGCUUUCCAAACGUGAUGUUGGUACCCCUUGGUUGGGCAUGGGGUAUCAUCGUCUUGGUUCUGAUCGGGUUCAUGAGUGCUUAUGGAAAUUGGUUAUUAGCAGGUUUCCAUUUCAUCCAAGGCGAGAGAUUCAUCAGAUACAGAGACAUCAUGGGAUUUCUAUUUGGGAAGAAAAUGUACUACGUCACAUGGUUGAUUCAAUUUUCACUGUUUUUUCUGGGAAAUAUGGGUUUCAUUCUUCUAGGAGGCAGAGCAUUGAAAGAAAUAAAUCUGGUGUUCAGUGACACAACCAUGAGGCUCCAAUAUUUCAUCAUUAUCACAGCACUAGUGUACUUGAUGUUUUCAUUUGCUGUUCCAAACCUAUCUGCCCUCAGAGUGUGGUUAGGAGCAUCAACAAUUCUCACCUUUGGGUACGUCGUACUCGUUUUCGUGACAGUCGUCAAUGAUGGCAAGUCUAAGAGACACAUAGACUAUGAAGUUAAGGGAAGCACAAUGGAUAAGGUUUUCAAUGCCUUAGGUGCGGUAUCAGCCAUCGUUUUAAGCAACAAUUCAGGCAUGAUACCGGAAAUUCAGUCGACUCUACGGAAGCCCGCUAUCAAGAACAUGAAAAAAGUAUUGUGUGCACAAUUCACUCUUGCCCUUAUGGUAUACUAUGGUGUUACCAUAGUUGGAUAUUGGGCUUAUGGUUCGGAAGUGCCAGAUUAUCUCCCCAAGGCAAUAACCGGGCCGAAAUGGGCCAAGGUCUUGAUAAACUCAGCUGUCUUUCUCACUAAUGUCAUCUCACAACAUAUGUUUUUGCAACCAGUUCAUGAGGCCUUAGAUACAAAGUUUCUAAAAGUUGAAGAAGGUACAUACUCAAGAGAAAAUAUAAAAAGGCGAUUCGUUCUACGAUCAUUCCUAUUCACGGUGAAUACUGUGGUGGCAGCGGCCUUACCUUUUAUGGGAUAUUUCAUAAACGUCUUGGGAUCAUUCACACUUGUUUCACUGACUUUCAUUUUUCCAAGCAUCAUCUUCAUCAAGGUUAAAGGGAAAUCGGCUAGGACUGUACAGAAGGCAUGGCAUUGGACUAUCAUUUUUGUUUUUACCCUAAUUGCUGCGGCGACUACGAUAUCUGCAUUUAGAUCAGUAGUUAUCUCUGUUAAAAACUACCAUUUUUUCUCCAAUCAGUGAAAUAUGUUAAACGAAAAUUUGUUCAAAAACUACCUUAUAAAGUCGUAUUUUUACGAGAAGCUAUCUUAUAAAAAAAGUAUUGUAACAAACAAUCUUAUACGAACUGUGUUGUAAGAUACUACAAUUGUCUAUUAUUCAUUGCCCAUUUUGUUUCUCUGUAA